GUUUAACAGCGAUUUUUUUUGUUUUUCUUACUAUUUUUGGGAGGAUUCUGGAUCACAAAUUAUGUGAUUUUACAUGAGUUGAUGCAAUGGAAAAUGGGGUUUGUUCUUGAUGGAACCUACAUGGAUCUGAGGGCCGAAGGGUUUAUUUUUAUAUUACGAUAAGUCUAUUAAAUGGGACUCAUCAGAUGGUGUGUUUUAUAUUAAUCUUCUUAAAAGAGUUCAAGAUGCAUGUUUAUAACACAGGAGCAGGACUAUGCAAAUUAGUUGUUCCCAAUUAUAAAUAUGCUGAGCUUCAAUAUUAAGUAGUUAGGACACAUUGUGUGAUGAGUCCCAUCUAGUAGAUUUACUGUACUGAAAAUCAACUCAAAUAAUCGGCCAAAGAAAAAAAAAAUCAAUGCAAGGUGAAAAUUGUUGUAUUAGAUAUUCAUCUGAGCAAUAUGGUUCCACUGAUGUUUGUUUUGCUACUCUUUUUGUUUGGAAUAGUGGUGUUGUUGGUAUAGUGGAGUUUGGAGUUUUAGAGAUGAUAGUUAUUGGGAAUGGCUAUUUUAAUGCCACUCUGCUAUCCACAUGCUUCAAUGUGUAUCCAGCUUAAAGUGGUCUUGAAAUAGCCCAGUCCUAGUUAUUUUGUAGCAUCAAGAUGUCAUUUUUAUUUUUAUUUUUAUUUUUAUUUUCACAUAGACAUAGCAUGAGAUCCUAAACAUCAACACUGGAACUAUUUUAAGAUCAGCCUUGCUUCUGAUGGAACGUUGAGAGUGUAGCGUGUUUCUUUUCAGCAUUAUAAGAACACUACCGAAUAUUAAGAGGUUUGAGUUUCUGGUCAUGUGUUAAAUUAUGGGAAAUCCAUUUUACCACCUACCUUGAUAUUGGAUGUGUGCUCAAUAUACAGCAGCUGUUUUCAAAUUUUGCUUGUUAUUCAUAUACUGAUUUUUAAUCUGAUUUAUGAUGUUGGGGGAUGGCAGUUCUCUCAGGUGAUGGCUCCAAAGCAACCUAACACUGGUCUGUUUGUGGUGAUAAACCGAGGACAUGUUGUGACGAAGAAGGAAUCACCUCCCUGCCCUUCCUUCUGAUAGAAAUGGGCAAAAGAGUCCUCUUUGUAAGGGGCUUUAUUAGAGAAGUUGUGGGUUUUGCUCCCUAUGAGAAGAGGGUUACGGAACUUCUGAAAGUUGGGAAAGACAAGCGUGCUUUCAAGGUGGCAAAGAGAGCUAGGCACUCAUAAGAGGGCCAAGAAGAAGCAUGAAGAGACGUCAAAUUUUCUACGCAAGAUGAGGUAAUUGCAGCUUGAGCACUUUUUACUCAAGUAUUUGGGUUGGUUCUAUGAUUUCUCUGUCCUUCUGAGGGUUUGUAUUUGCAAUGUUCUGGUGAAUAUUUGCGUCAAUUGCAGGUCAGCUGGAGUUGGAGUGAAGAAGAAGUGAGUAGCUUCUUGGCUGAUCCUCAUAAACAGAAAAAAGAAAAAAGAAAAAGAAAAUCUCAUUUCUGUUUAAAUUUCCUUCUGACUUCACAGAUUUCGAUAGUUCUUACCAUUUCUUCUGAGAUUCGAUUGUUUUCUUUAGGACUUGUUAAAUCCUAGCAUCUGUGAUUAAUUUUUCUUUUCUAUUUUAUGGGAGGUUAAAUCUCUUCAAGAAAGCAGCAUUUUAUUUGGGUAUUGUUUAAAUGAGUGUUUUUUUGUCUUUGGGUAUCCCCAACUUACCUGCCAUGAUGAAUCCUUGAAAAGAAUUUUAAUGAUUCGAGUCUCCCUUGAAUCUGAUUGUCUCAAAAUGCAAAGGAUUUCUGAGCAGGAUAACACACGUGGUCUAUUUCUCGGUUUUCAACAUUGACUUAUGACAUUCUUUUUUUUUUUUUUUGGUAUCAGCUCUUUGAUAUCAAGAAGUCAUAUUAAAUUUUAACUAGUUUGGAAUUAGGUUGGGUCAGACCCUAUGAAAGAAGCUCUCUUAGCGAUUGUAUUUCUGCCCACGAGACUUGAACUUGAGUUAUUAUUUAAGGAAUUGAGUUUCUUUUAUGUGGAGUUGUGGACCAACAAAUUAUUGGCUGGCUU
Messenger RNA from Rubroshorea leprosula, 2032 nucleotides. NCBI's taxonomy places the organism in Eukaryota, Viridiplantae, Streptophyta, Magnoliopsida, Malvales, Dipterocarpaceae. The record is from the annotation of a GenBank genome assembly.